Molecule: messenger RNA, 957 nt
Organism: Lichtheimia ornata
Lineage: Eukaryota; Fungi; Mucoromycota; Mucoromycetes; Mucorales; Lichtheimiaceae
Product: cytosolic Fe-S cluster assembly factor NBP35
Exons: 4
Coding region: 1-957 (318 amino acids)
Biological process (GO): iron-sulfur cluster assembly
Cellular component (GO): cytosol
Molecular function (GO): 4 iron, 4 sulfur cluster binding; ATP-dependent FeS chaperone activity; ATP binding
Source: RefSeq, a predicted model, not a curated record
AUGUCACCGCCCUACUCGGAAGAAAACGUCCCUGAUAACGCACCAGAGCAUUGUCCUGGAACUGGAAGCGAUCAAGCAGGCAAAGCAUCAGCAUGUGAAGGCUGUCCCAAUCAGAAUAUCUGUGCCACGGCUCCCAAAGGACCUGAUCCCGCUAUUCCAUUGAUUACAAAGCGUAUGGAAACUGUCAAGCGCAAGAUCCUGGUGCUUUCCGGCAAAGGCGGUGUAGGCAAAUCGAGCUUUACAGCACAACUUGCAUUUGCGCUUGCUCAUGACGAUGAUACUCAAGUUGGUGUUAUGGAUGUGGAUAUUUGUGGACCCUCGAUACCAGUGAUUAUGGGCUUAAUGGGUGAACAAAUUCAUCAAAGCAACAGUGGAUGGCAACCGGUCUUUGUUCAAGAGAAUCUUGGUGUCAUGAGCAUUGGAUUUAUGUUACCUGACAAGGAUGAUGCUGUCAUUUGGCGUGGACCCAAAAAGAAUGGAUUAAUCAAGCAAUUCCUCAAAGACGUCGAUUGGGGCACCCUCGAUUUCAUGUUGGUUGAUACACCACCAGGUACAUCGGAUGAGCAUCUUUCAGUGGCAAGUUACCUCAAGGAAAGUGGUAUCGAUGGCGCUAUUGUGAUCACAACACCUCAAGAAGUGGCAUUGCAGGAUGUGCGAAAGGAAAUCGACUUUUGUCGCAAGGUGGGCAUUCCUGUACUUGGCUUGGUCGAAAACAUGUCUGGCUUUGUAUGUCCCAAUUGCCAUGGUGAAUCCAUGAUCUUCCCUCCUUCCACAGGUGGCGCUGAGGCACUUGCCAAGGAAACGGGUAUCGAACUUCUUGGCCGUAUUCCAUUGGAUCCAAGGAUUGCAAAGAGUUGUGAUAUGGGCUUGUCCUUUUUGGAAGAAUAUCCGGAUUCACCCGCUUGUCAAGCAUACGAUGAUAUUAUCGACAAACUACGUAACAAGCUGCCAUUGUAA